This is a messenger RNA of Linum tenue, 1758 nucleotides long. The record is from the annotation of a GenBank genome assembly. Lineage: Eukaryota; Viridiplantae; Streptophyta; Magnoliopsida; Malpighiales; Linaceae.
AAACCGCAUCUCUCCUCUGAAAUUCCAAUUCACUGCACAACACGAACAAAGCUACCAAACAUGGAGGCAAAGGCAUCGCCCGGCGCCGGAGCAAAGAAACCCCACUUCGUCCUACUCUCCAGCCCCGGCAUCGGCCACCUGAUCCCCGUCCUCGAGCUCGGCAAGCGGCUCGUCACCCACCACAACGCCGCCGUCACCGUCUUCGUCGUCGCCUCCCGCUCCUCCCAGGCGGAGACCGAACUGACAACCGAGGCCGCCGCCGCCGCCGGAGGAGCGCCUGGGAGCGGGAACUUCUUCAACGUGGUGAGACUACCGCCGCCGGACCUCUCCAACGUGCUCGACCCAGCGGCGGCGAUGGUCACGCGCCUCUGCGUGGUCAUGAGGGAACUGAUUCCCGCGAUCCGGGCGGCGGUCCAGUCACUCGCGGUCCGACCGACGGGUCUGGUUGUGGAUCUGUUCGGAACCGAGUGUUUUGUGGUGGCCGAGGAGUUGGGGAUAGCGAAAUACGUGUUGGGCACUUCGAAUGCGUGGUUUACUGCUCUGACGAUCCAGUUGCCGGUUUUGGAUGGAGAAGUGGAAGGAGAGUACGUUGAUCAGAAGGAGCCGCUCGAGAUCCCCGGGUGUCGUUCGGUUCGACCGGAUGAGGUGGUCGACCCCAUGUUGGACCGGAAGGAUCAGGUUUACAUCGAGUACAGGCGCAUGGGGGUCGAGUUCCGGAAAGCCGACGGUAUUCUGAUAAACACGUGGGAAGAUUUGGAGCCCACUACCCUCGCCGCACUGCGAAACGACGACUUCUUCGGCCGUAAGGUCAUACAGGGAGACAUUCUAGCUAUUGGUCCGUUGGUUCGAUGUCCAACCAGACCAUCGAACCCGACCAGCCAGGACUUGUUCUCCUGGCUCGACAAGCAACCCAACGAGUCGGUGGUGUACGUUUGUUUUGGCAGCGGUGGGAACCUCUCCCCCGAGCAACAGAUCGAGCUGGCCCAUGGGCUGGAACGCAGCCAGCAACGGUUCCUCUGGGUGGUCCGUCGGCCCACGGGUGUAAAGGACUCGGCCUUCUUCAGUUCAGGAAAGUCCGAGGAGGAUACCAAAGGGAUUCAUCAUGACUUGGACAGCCGCUACGGCUUGCCAGUGGGUUUCGUGGAGAGGACGCGGCACGUGGGGCUGGUGGUCCCAGAGUGGUCCCCGCAAUCUGAGGUUUUAAGCCACGUGGCGGUGGGAGCAUUCGUGUGCCAUGGUGGAUGGAACUCGACGCUGGAGAGCGUGCGGAGCGGGGUGGCGAUGAUGAUGUGGCCGCUGUACUCGGAGCAGAGGAUGAACGCGACGUUGGUGGCGGAGGAGCUCCAGCUGGCGUCGAGGACCGAAACGAUGCCGUGGAGGGGAGUGGUCGGGAGGGACGAGGUGGAAGGGAUGAUUAGGGAAGUGAUGGUGGGUGAGAAAGGGAAAGGGGUAAGAGAGAGGGUGAAAGCAGCUCAACGUAGUGGGGAGAAGGCAUUGAAAGAAGGUGGCUCGUCUUAUAAAGCUUUGGAAAUGGUGGACGCAUCGGCCAAGAGCGCCGACGUCAACACACACUUUCUGGUGCAGUUACAGCAGGAGAGGAUGGUGGCACUGGUCACCAGCGGUUCAUCCCACAACGUCAUUAACCGCAACACGGCUCGGGAAUUGUUGCUCGCUGCGCCACUGUUCUGUCUUUCACCGUCAAGGUCGCAAAUGGUGAUGUGCUACACUGCGAUUGAUGCUACAAGGACGUCGAGUUAA